UCACCGCCUUUCAGAUCUUUAAAAGCUGGUGCUUUGCUGUGUCUCUCGAUAUCCAUUUGUCUCCUCUGGCGCUGCAGGGGACUCCUUGCUGCCUCUCAGCUCACCCGGCAAAGCAACAAGAAGACGACAGGAAGACUGAAGAGAGGAGACGGAAAGGGAGAAAGAGAGAGAGAAACAUACAUCCAGAAAUAGCAUCAGACACAUCUAACUGACAGGGAGAGAGUGACGAGAACCUGAGACCUGGACAGAAAAUGCCUCUCAUUUCCAACUUGACAACCAUUGUUCUGUUGCUGAUCGGCCACUGCGGAUCUUGGACCUGGGCGAACCACUUGGGGCCCUUCAAGAUGUGCCCCUCCUGCCGGGAUCCAAUGGGGGCAGGUCGGCCCCCCAGAGACCACAAUGCUGCAGGGAGCACCUUAGUGUUGGCCCAGGGUGAGCCCUGUGGUGUGUACACACUCAGCUGUGCCAAGGGGCUUCGCUGUGUCCCCCCGCCCAGCGAGCACAGCCCCCUCCAGGCUCUGUUGCAGGGAAGGGGCUUCUGCGCCAAGCACAGCAGGACCAGUCCAACGGAGAGGCCCCACCCCACAGGUCCCCAUCCUUCGAACAGUGGGGAUAUAGAAAAAGCGCCCUGCCGUAAACUAUUAAACAGCGUCCUGAGAGGUCUGGAGCUGACCAUCUUCCAGUCUGACCGGGACAUCUAUAUACCCAACUGUGACACCCGUGGGUUCUACAGGAAAAAGCAGUGCCGUUCCUCCAAGGGCAUGCAGCGCGGCCACUGCUGGUGUGUGGAUGAGCUGGGCAUCGCUGUGGCCUCACAUGCCAGUGAGGACGGAACUUUACCCUGCGAUGGAGAGUAAGGGCAGCGACUCUAUCUCCUUGAACUGAGCCUGGAGGAAGACGAGGAGGAGGAGGAGGAUGAAUAGGAGGCUGAGGAGGAAGAGCACAGGGAGAGGGGGGGGCGGGGGCGGCUAUGGCUUGUGCUAGACACUGCCUGGCCAGGAGUUAACCACUUCCUACGGAAAUCUACACCACCAUUAACUUCAACAUCCUCUCUAGAUACGAGACACGCGUAAAGUAAAGUAGCAACGGUCAUAUCUGCCUGAAUGUUUUAAACGUUGCAGCAAAUUUCUCUGUUUAUCGUUUGACGUGACGUGUUGUAUGCUCACACUAACUCUCUAAAAAAGACUGCCUCAAUUCCCUAAGCGCUGUUACUGUUACUCCAGAUAGUCUCCUAGUCCCUAGCUCUUGUCCUGGCUGUGUAGUCACUUUUCAUUUAACUAGUUAUUUUUUUAGGAUAGCUGACACUGCCUGUGUUUGUUCUGAUCUCAGUGGGCUGGAAUACUGUUACGCUGGUGAUGUGACACAAUGUUUCAUAAACGUGUCUCCCUCACCCUCUCCAAAGAUACACUGAUAUCAAUAUACUUCAUUGAAUAGAUUUUUCUUUAUUAUUUAUUUUGUGAGGAAUGCAUAACGCCCCCCCACCACCCAAAAUAAAACCUCAACAAAAAAAUAACUGCUUGGAAUCCCCCAUCUUGUAGUAUCGUUAAUGUAUAGCAUACGAUCACAGUAGUGAUACGGUUGAGUCUUGGAUGCAUCGGAUUGUUUUGUCAAAAUCGCUUUAUGAUUGCUCAUUUGUUGAUUGAUUGAUUGUACAUAUGUUGGAGUGUUGUGGUUGACUGUGUAUAUUCCUGAGUGGCAGACAAAAAAGCUUAUGGCUUUUAUCCUUUUCAAGAAGUUGUAAGGCAUAUUUUUAUACACGUCAAUAUAAUAUUUUAUAUAUGAAUUUUUGGUUUAUUUAAUGAACUACAGUACAAUGCCAUGUAUUUUUAUAUUGUCAGCAGUUUCUUAUUUAAAGACAGAGAUUAUUUUAUUUCAUGUUAGGAAGAGAUAUCGUGCUUCAGAGGCACCGCUAUGGCUAAACACAUUCACUACUCAACUGCUGUACAUUUUAUGGUUUCAGCUCACUUUGUUUUCCUAUUUAUGCUUUGUUUUUUUACAUUGGGAUUGUCCAUAUUACUUUUCUAUGUUUUUUUAAGUUGAAACAGCAUACACAUUUUGAUUUAAAUGAGGGAAAAAAAUAUUCUAUUUGUUAUUGUCUUAGUAUGUCCUUCCCAAGUCCUCGCGAAAAGCCAUUCAAUUGCGUGAUGGAAAAGUGUGACUCGAAUCGACUUCUGACCAAUCUUCUUGUGCCAAUAUGUGUGCUGUGGUGGUAUAGGUCUAUGUAUGAAGGACCUGUAAGAUGCAAAUAUUAAAAUGAAAAUAAACUGGUGAUAAAAAAAACAAGAAUAAAACACAUAUAUUAAUAUAACAGCCAUGGUUUUGUUCAU
Molecule: messenger RNA, 2327 nt
Organism: Gadus chalcogrammus (walleye pollock)
Lineage: Eukaryota; Metazoa; Chordata; Actinopteri; Gadiformes; Gadidae
Gene: igfbp6b
Product: insulin-like growth factor binding protein 6b
Exons: 4
Coding region: 252-857 (201 amino acids)
Biological process (GO): regulation of insulin-like growth factor receptor signaling pathway
Cellular component (GO): extracellular region
Molecular function (GO): fibronectin binding; insulin-like growth factor I binding; insulin-like growth factor II binding
Source: RefSeq, a predicted model, not a curated record